AUGGAUGGAAAUAAUUUGCAAGAAAUUGAUGAGAAAUUAGAUUUAUUUAUGACAACUUGGAUGAAUGGUAUACGAACAAUUAAAUAUGUAUCUGGAAGAUAUACACGAUCACGCAGUGAAUCGCGCAUCGAUCUUAUAAAAUUACUCAAUUCUAAAGCAAAUACUUCGGAUGUUAUAAAGAAA
Messenger RNA from Cetraspora pellucida, 183 nucleotides. NCBI's taxonomy places the organism in Eukaryota, Fungi, Glomeromycota, Glomeromycetes, Diversisporales, Gigasporaceae. The record is from the annotation of a GenBank genome assembly.